Molecule: messenger RNA, 1458 nt
Organism: Penicillium soppii
Lineage: Eukaryota; Fungi; Ascomycota; Eurotiomycetes; Eurotiales; Aspergillaceae
Product: M18 family aminopeptidase
Exons: 6
Coding region: 1-1458 (485 amino acids)
Biological process (GO): proteolysis
Cellular component (GO): fungal-type vacuole
Molecular function (GO): zinc ion binding; metalloaminopeptidase activity
Source: RefSeq, a predicted model, not a curated record
AUGGCUUCCAAACAACCCGCUCUGGACUUCUUGUCAUUUGUCAAUGCUGCUCCAACCCCUUUCCAUGCCGUCCAUGAAGCCAAGAAGCUUCUGACCCAGGCUGGAUUCCAGGAGAUUAAGGAGAAAGACUCAUGGGCAUCGACCUGCAAGCCGGGGGGUAAGUACUACUUGACUCGCAACACCACCACCCUCGUGGCUUUUGCGAUUGGCAAGAAAUGGCAGCCCGGUAACUCGAUCUCUAUGAUCGGUGCCCACACCGACUCUCCAGUGUUGAGGGUCAAGCCCGUGAGCAAGAAGAGCGGGGAAGGGUUCGUGCAGGUCGGUGUUGAGGCCUACGGUGGUGGCAUCUGGCACACCUGGUUUGAUCGUGAUCUCGGUGUGGCUGGCCGGGUGAUGACUCGGGCAAGUGAUGGAUCUAUUGUCCAGAAGCUGGUUAAAAUCGAUCGCCCCAUCCUCCGUAUCCCCACUCUGGCCAUCCAUUUGGACCGCCAGGAAACCUUCUCUUUCAACAAGGAAACCCAGCUGUUUCCCAUUGCUGGCUUGAUUGCUGAAGAGCUCAACCGCUCUGAAGAGGUCAGAACUCCUGAAACCGACAGGGAUACUGAUCUCUCGCCAUUGAAGUCAAUGACUGAGCGUCAUCACUCUCACUUUAUUGAGCUUAUUGCUACCGAGGCCGGCGUCAACCCCACCGACAUUUUGGACUUUGAAAUGAUCCUCUUCGACACUCACAAGUCCUGCCUCGGCGGUAUGCGGGAAGAGUUCAUCUUUUCUCCUCGCCUGGACAACCUGAACAGCACUUUCUGCGCCACCGUCGGUCUGAUUGAUUCCGUUGCCGACAGCUCAGCUCUUGAGAACGAGGACGCAAUUCGCCUGAUUGCCUUGUUUGACCACGAGGAAAUUGGCAGCCGCACAGCACAAGGUGCCGAUUCCAACAUUCUCCCGUCAAUCAUUCGCCGUCUGUCCGUUCUCCCAUCCACCUCCUCAAAGGAUGCUGAUCUGUCUACUGCUUACGAGCAGACUUUGUCCACCUCGUUCCUUGUCUCUGCCGAUAUGGCUCACUCAGUUAACCCUAACUACUCGGGCAAGUAUGAGCCAGAUCACAAGCCGGAGAUCAACAAGGGCCCCGUGAUCAAGAUCAACGCCAACGCCCGCUAUGCCACCAACUCUCCCGGCAUUGUCCUUUUGGAAGAAAUCGCGCGCAAGACCGCCAAGGAGACCGACCACCACGUUCCUCUGCAGCUGUUUGUUGUCCGUAAUGACUCGAGCUGUGGUAGUACCAUCGGUCCUAUGCUGUCUGCUGCGCUCGGUGCACGCACCUUGGAUCUGGGUAACCCCCAGCUGAGCAUGCACAGCAUCCGUGAGACUGGAGGUACUCAUGAUGUUGCCCAUGCCAUUCGUCUCUUCACUGGCUUUUUCAAGCAUUACUCAGAGCUGUCGAAGACCAUUCUUGUGGAUUAA